Molecule: messenger RNA, 993 nt
Organism: Orbicella faveolata
Lineage: Eukaryota; Metazoa; Cnidaria; Anthozoa; Scleractinia; Merulinidae
Product: glycine-rich cell wall structural protein 1-like
Source: RefSeq, a predicted model, not a curated record
AUGUCAGAAAAGGUUAAACCUUGUGAAAUCGUAGUUACACGCGGAGUACUAUCUGGCGAAGUGGUUAGUGGUGGUGCAGUGUCUUUUGCGGUCGGUGGUGUUGCUGUUGUAUCUGGUGCAGCUGCUGAUGGUGUAGCUGUAUCUGGUGUAGCUGUUGGUGGUGCUAUUGUGUCUGGUGCAGCUGGUGAUGGUUCUGUGGUAUCCGGUGCAGCUGUUGCUGCUGCUGUUGCUGGUGCUGCUGCUGAUGUGCCUGGGUCUGCUGUAGUAUCUGGUGUAGCUGUUGCAGCUGGUGUUGUAUCUGGUGCAGUUUUUGGUGCUGCUGUUGUAUCUGGUGCAGCUGUUUGUGCUGCUGGUGUAUCUGGUGCAGUUGUUAAUGCUACUGUUGCAUCUGGCAUACCUGUUGGUGUUGCUGUUUUAUCGGGUGCAGCUGUUGGUGCUGCUGUUGUGUUUGGUGCAGGUGUUGGUGCUACUGUUGAAUCUGGUGCAGCCGUUGCUGCGGUUGUUAUAUCUCGUGUAGCCGUUGGUGGUGGAAUUGUAUCUGGUAAUGCGGUUGCAGCCGUUGGUAGUGGAGUUGUAUCUGGUGCAGCCGUUGGUGGUGGAGUUGUAUCUGGUGCAGCCGUUGGCGGUAGAGUUGUAUCUGGUGCAGCCGUUGGUGGUGGAGUUGUAUCUGGUGCAGCCGUUGGUGGUGGAGUUGUAUCUGGUGCAGCCGUUGGCGGUAGAGUUGUAUCUGGUGCAGCCGAUGGUGGUGGAGUGGUAUCUGGUGCAGCCGUUGGUGGUGGAGCUGUAUCUGGUGCAGCCGUUGGCGGUAGAGUUGUACCUGGUGCAGCCGUUGGCGGUAGAGUUGUAUCUGGUGCAGCCGUUGGUGGUGGAGUUGUAUCUGGUGCAGCAUUCGAGGAUGAUGCUGUAUUUGCUGUAGGUGCUGAUGGUGUUGUUGCUCCUAGUAGAGUAGUUACAAAAUCUGUAGUUACUAACAAAAGAACUUAUAAAUACUAG